Messenger RNA from Humulus lupulus (European hop), 1993 nucleotides. RefSeq names its product nucleoporin NUP100/NSP100. Gene Ontology annotation, biological process: intracellular transport. Bases 265 to 1665 code for a protein of 466 amino acids. Lineage: Eukaryota; Viridiplantae; Streptophyta; Magnoliopsida; Rosales; Cannabaceae. The record is from RefSeq and is a predicted model, not a curated record. The transcript is spliced from 10 exons.
UAGUACGACGGGCUGAGCCAAAGGCAGGAAAUUUUGAAGAACCCUAUUUUUCGCUUUUGAGCUCGGAAAGUUCACCAAAUCAAUAUGAAAGGAACGAAACGUUUCGCCGUGUCGGAAUCCAAACCUGUUGCCGGUGCCACCAAUGAUUCUGUCGAAUAGAAUGGAUACGGGAUAGAGUUGUUUCAUCUUGCUUUCCGGAGUAAAAGAAUAAUUGUAGGAUCUCCAUUUGAUGCUAACAAGACAGAGAUAUCUAACCAGCAAUCAAUGGCCACACCUUCUUUGAAUUUAGAACGAGCUGAGUCGUCUCGGCAGCAUGUGAGAGCUCUCAACACCCAAUUUGCAAGUUGGGUGCAAACACAAUUGAAAAACCACCCUGAUGAACUAUGGGAAGAUGGUGCCCGGGACUACUUAGCUCAUGCUUCAAGCAUCAUGGAGAAAUUCACUGAUGUUGUUUGCUGGCUCAAAGCAAAUGCUGCGAAAGGAGAAGGUGCACCUGCAGAAUUGCAGACUGCUGAAAAGAAAAAUAUACCAGAAACCAAGAAUACUGAGAAUAAAUUAUUUCAAGCGCAAACUGGGAUUCCUCCUGUUGGAACAACAACAAGCUUUGGGGCUUCGUGGAGUUCUGGGACAUUUUUCAACAAUCAGAAUUCAACAGGAGUAGUGCCCAACAGUCACAGAUCUGGUUUGUUGUCAAGUAGUCGAAGCUCUGGAGGGUUCUCCAACAGUCAAGGUUCAGGGGUUUUCUCCAGCAGUCAAAGCUUUGGAAUAUUCUCCACCAGCCAAAGCUCAGGAGUAUCCUUUAAUAGCCAAAGCUCUGGAGUAUCCUUUGAUAGCCAAGGCUCAGGAAUAUCCUUCAAUAGCCAAAGCUCGGGAGUAUCCUUUAACAGCCAAGGCUCGGGAGUAUCUUUCAAUAGCCAAAGCUCGGGAGUAUUCUCCAAUAGCCAAAGCUCGGGAGUAUCUUCCAAUAGCCAAAACUCUGUAUUAUUUUCCAACAGCCAAAGCCCUGGGCUAUUUUCCAGCAAUCAAAGCUCUGGGCUAUUUUCUAACAAUCAAAGUUCUGGGCUAUUCUCGAACAGUCAAAGCCCUGGAUUAUUCUCGAACAGUCAAAGCCCUGGGUUAUUCUCUAGCAGUUCAAGCCCUGGGUUUUUCUCGAGCAGUCAAAGCCCUGUUUCCUUUGGAAAUCAAAGUUUAGUUCCCACAACUUGUGAUGCUUCAAAUGAUGUGGACGGUGAUAAUGAAGAGGCACCUAGCAGUCCGUCUCUGAAGAAGUCUGAAGAACAGGGUGUUGUUGUAGUCCAUGAAGUCAAAUGCAAACUUUAUGUGAAGUCAAAUGAUCCAGCUGACAAAGAUCCAUGGAAAGAUAAAGGCACAGGGCAGCUUUCUAUCAAGUGCAAAGAGGGUGUUAGCAAGGGUACAAAAGAAUCCAAACCAACCAUUUUAGUUCGCAACGAUGUAGGAAAAUUGCUGCUUAAUGCUUUAAUAUACCCGGGCAUCAAGACGAAUUCACAAAAGAAUUCCAUUGUCGCAAUAUUUCAUACUGCAGGAGACGGUAGUGCAAAUGAUGGUGGUGAUGUCGUGGCACGUACCUUCUUGAUUAGAUUGAAAACAGAAGAUGAUCGAAAUAAACUAGCAACGGCAAUCCAAGACUGCGCCCCUUCAUCUUAAGAGUAGCUAAUAAGCAACAUCAUAUUUUGUUAUUGCACCACCUUCAGCUUCAACAAUGUACCAAUAGGUAGCAUGGAUUUUGCACCAUUAGUAUGUUUAUUGAAUUUUUCAGAGAAGCUUCUUGUUAGCUUGCUCUUUCUAAUGACCCCUCACCUCAGAAAGUAAAGGGUGCCUUCUUGAUAAAAAUUCUUGUAUUGCUCAAGAGAGAAAAGCUCUACUAAUUUUGUACCAUAAGAGAAUCAUGUUAGUGAUACUUUACAAGUCUAUAAUUUAUACUCAAAGCCGGUUUAGAGUUUACAUAUUUAUUAAUGUAUGUCGUUUUGAGGCA